Molecule: messenger RNA, 2984 nt
Organism: Boleophthalmus pectinirostris (great blue-spotted mudskipper)
Lineage: Eukaryota; Metazoa; Chordata; Actinopteri; Gobiiformes; Gobiidae
Gene: slc25a39
Product: solute carrier family 25 member 39
Exons: 12
Coding region: 276-1355 (359 amino acids)
Biological process (GO): mitochondrial transmembrane transport
Source: RefSeq, a predicted model, not a curated record
CGCUCCAUACUGUUUACACAUCUGCGUUAACUCCGAGCACCCUUGAGCCUGAUCCAAAAACAUGUUUACGGGUUAUCAACACAAUGAACAACCCGAGGAACCUGUGGCAUCGGAGAGGGAGUUGACUUUUUCGUGUAACUCCCGCUGCCUUGCUCCAUUUCAGACUUGAAAUGGAAGCUUUUUGUGAAGAACUGCAGCUAAAGCUAAAGUAGCGGUUGGAGGCGGUGGGAGAGGCUGGAGGAGAAGGUUGAACAGAAGGAAACAUCAGGCAGAAGAUGGUAAAGAUGGCAGACCGCUCGGCUCCACCUGCAGCUCCCAUCUCCCCAGUGCAGCAGAUGCUGGCCUCUGGCACUGGAGCCCUCCUCACCUCCAUCAUGGUCACACCGCUGGACGUUGUGAAGAUCCGCCUUCAGGCCCAGCAGACACCCUUCCACAAAGCUUCAGCCUCAGACUCCGCCGCGUGGGGCCGAGUCCUUCGUCCGUCCAAGUGGAAGUGCUUCUUGUAUUGUAAUGGACUCAUGGAUCACAUCUACGUUUGUCAAAAUGGAUCCCACUGCAGUAGCUGGUACAAGACACCCACCCACUUCAGUGGGACCCUGGACGCAUUUGUCAAAAUCGCCCGUUACGAAGGACUCAGGUCUCUGUGGAGUGGGCUGCCUCCAACUCUAGUCAUGGCUGUUCCUGCAACUGUCAUCUACUUCACCUGUUACGAUCAGCUCAGAGACUUUCUGCGCUUUGGUCUGGGCUUUCAGGGCAGCUACGUCCCCCUGGUGGCCGGGGCGCUUGCCAGACUUGGCGCUGUGUCUGUGAUCAGCCCUCUGGAGCUGGUGCGCACUAAGCUUCAGUCUCGGCGGCUCUCAUACACAGAGCUCAGAGUUUGCAUCCGCUCUGCGCUGGCUCAGGACGGACUGCUGUCUCUGUGGAGAGGCUGGGGCCCCACAGUGCUGCGGGAUGUGCCAUUCUCAGCUCUGUACUGGUUUAACUAUGAACUGGUGAAGGCUGAGCUGUGUGAGAGAUACAGGACUCCUCCAAACUUCUCCAUCAGCUUCACUUCAGGGGCCAUCUCUGGAGCGAUUGCCGCCAUUUUGACACUGCCGUUUGACGUGGUGAAAACUCGCCGACAGAUUCAGCUUGGGGAGAUGGACUCACUGGGAGUUUUUCCAAAGAAAACCUCAUCCACAUGGCAAAUUAUGAAGGAAAUUCAAACCAAUUUGGGAUACAGAGGCCUUUUUGCUGGUUUCAUGCCGAGGGUGAUCAAAGUUGCCCCGGCCUGCGCGGUAAUGAUCAGCACUUACGAGUUUGGAAAAGCCUUUUUCCAAAAAAUGAACUUGGAUCAAACUCGCCUGGUAACCUGAAGCUACUGUCUCCCUGUAUGUGAGACCUUAGCUAUUUAACCACCAAAAAAAUCCUUCAAAAACUUCCUCUUUUAAAGGACCUUGAAAGAAUUUUAAGAACUCUUGAGUUUUUUGGAGUUGAUGAAAUGGACGAAGGAUCAUGAAUUUCACUGGUCACCAAUUGAGACUGCUACUAAAGGCAAAAACUGACCAAACUUGAGCACAAAUCGUCAAUUGAAAUAAUAUGACAAAACACACUUUGACAAUGAACUUCUUGUGCUCUUCGCUUAAAGUUUUGGAAGUAUUGAAGCUAUUGUUUGCCUGGCAAUGUAUUGUUACCCAAUGGACUUGAAUCUGCAGGUUUGGACUUCUUCAGUGAGCCACCAAUAUGGGAAAGGUUUUCAUUUUUAUACUUUUAGAUGUCAUUUACUUGAAUAUGACACGAGGAUCUACUUAAGCUGGAUUGAAAUGACUGCAGGAAAAAAAAAAGAUAUUCAUGUCGAUUCAUAACAUGGGUUAAACCAGUGGUUCUCAAACUAUAAAGUGCCACCUCAGGAAAUGUUUUGUUUUUACUGUAGCAUGUUUAUUUAAAAUUCCUAAAAACAUGUACAUAAGCGCGGAACCAAGAUGAAGAUUUUGUUGUGUCCUUAUUUGGACUUUAUUAAGUGAAGUCAGUCAAACCAGUUGGAUGUUCCUUAAGGCUGCAUCCACACUUGUACUUGUUUGAGCCCAGUUUAUUUCUGAAAUAGACUUGGUUUGGUCCAGUUCAAGUCCUGGUUUAGUCCUGGUUUAGUCCAGAUCUAGUCUAGGUUCCAGUUUAGUACAAUUUCUUGCAGUUUGUUAAGUGUCAAUGCACCCUAAAAAUUGUUCAAAAAAGCCAGGGUUGUUUACUGAUGUCCAUCCAAUCGUUAAUCUGAGAAUUCAGGGUUUCUUAAUACUGCACUGACCCAAGUAUAGCCUCAUUUAUGGCAAUGUUUGUUUAGAGCUUACAAAGUACUUUAAAGGACAAUGUAAGCCUUAAGAAUGCUUUUAGAUGGACAAUUUGGACAUCAGUAGCCUUAAAACAAGAACAUGUAAUCGUAAAAAUAGCUGAUAAUAUAGAUGGAUACUAAACUAGAACUAAAUAUGGACUGAUUUUGGACUUGGACCUGUUUUCAAGUAAUGCAAGAGCUAGAAUCAAAACUGGGCUAAGACCUGGACUCCUGGGCGCUAUGGGAAGAGGUUUCAGUACUACCGUUUGAGAACCACUGGAGGUUAUUCAUAAUAUUAUAAUGCCUUUUUUCAUGCAUGACUACAAUGAUCACAAUAAGAACUCAAGCUAAAUUCAACCUGGGCAUAAACUUGCAUUGUCAAACAUUAAAUCAAAGACAAGGCUUCGUGCAUGCUAUGAAGGUGGGUCAAUAGACAUCAUAGCGUUUCAUAAGAGUCACUUGCUAUACUAGUAGUUAUUCAAGGGGAAAAAGCCAUUUUAAACAACGCACAAUGCAUAGAGAAUGGGAAAUAUAUUUUGUUUAAUUGUAUAUUUGGUCUAUAUCCACUUCAUGUAAAUUAUUCACAAAUCAAAGCUAGUUAUUGCUACACUGGAUCAUAACACAUUGCCUUAUUAAUGGUCUGUUCAUCAAUGUGCCAAUAAAAGGAGGCAUGAAAUAA